AUGGACUUCAAUUCCUGUAGCUAUGCCUUUGUUGUUGAAGAUGGUGCAUUUAAUUUCUCCGCAACUUACCUUCAAGAUUUUAAACCAAUGGUGCCGAUGGUGCUUGAUUGGGAAAUAAGGGAUAAUGAGACUUGUGAAGAAGCUAAAAAAAAUCAAACAAGUUAUGCAUGUGGACAAAAUACUACUUGUUAUGACACAGAAGAUGGUAAUGGGUAUAUCUGCAAGUGUUCAGAGGGUUACGAACGAAACGCAUAUCUCUUAGAUGGUUGCAAAGACAUAGAUGAGUGUGCAAAUUCUAACCAAUGUGUAGACGAAAGCUAUUGUUUAAACACGCCACCUGGGAAUUAUACGUGCUCUUGCCCCAAGAGAUACCACGAUGAUGGCAAAACAGAUGGAACAUGUUGCACUGCCAAUCCAGAUUUUGUGCUUCAUAUUGUGAUUGGUUGUUGUUUGGAAACUCAAGUCCCUUUACUAGUCUAUGAAUUCAUCACCAAUGGCACUCUCUUUGAGCAUAUACAUAACCAAAUCAAGGCAUCUAAUUUGUCAUGGGAAAAUCGUUUGCGAAUAGCUACAGAAACUGCUAGAGUAGCACAUUUGCAUUAUGCAGCAUCGAUUCCAAUCAUUCACGGAGAUGUUAAGUCUACGAAUAUACUCUUAGACAAUAACUACAUUGCAAAAGUGUUGGAUUUUGGAGCAUCGAGGUUGGUUCCACUAGACUAA
Camellia sinensis is the source of this 720-nucleotide messenger RNA. The record is from RefSeq and is a predicted model, not a curated record. NCBI's taxonomy places the organism in Eukaryota, Viridiplantae, Streptophyta, Magnoliopsida, Ericales, Theaceae.